Vespula vulgaris is the source of this 2365-nucleotide messenger RNA. It is a transcript of the gene Drat, whose product is annotated as quinone oxidoreductase. Gene Ontology annotation, biological process: alcohol metabolic process. NCBI's taxonomy places the organism in Eukaryota, Metazoa, Arthropoda, Insecta, Hymenoptera, Vespidae. The transcript has 3 exons. Bases 318 to 1544 code for a protein of 408 amino acids. Gene Ontology annotation, molecular function: alcohol dehydrogenase (NADP+) activity. The record is from RefSeq and is a predicted model, not a curated record.
GUUUCUCGACGCUUCGAGUUAGUCCGUUUCGCGCGUUCGAAAGAACAACACGUGAGACAACGAAUUCGAUAUUUGUCUACGUUCUCUUUUGUUUUUCUUUGAUUGGAUUUUUUUCCAUCAAAUCUUUUCUCCCUUAUUUACGUCGAAUAUUUGACUAUUUUUCGAAAAUACGAUCGCUCAUUUUUUGUUUUUAUUUUAUUAUCGAAAGAUCGCUAUAAAGAGUUUUUGUUAAGAUUCGACGAUUAUCGUCCGUCUUUACCGUUUUUUUUUCUUCCUGAAAAUUUUUCUUGGAAAAUUUGUCAUUCAACGAUAUCAAGAUGCCUGUGGAAUUGGAGCCAGUGCCAUCGAUCGCUCAUAAGGCCUGUCCCACCCAUUGUAAUGGAGAAGAGAAAAUGAACAAGCUGUGCAGACAACUGUCGAUCGAAAGUCCAAGCGUAACAGGACGAGACUGCGUAUUUAGUUUCGAUGUACCGGUUCCUGAUGUACCCGCACAAGGUGCUCGAAUCCGUGUAGUCUGUGCCGGAGCUUGUUAUCAUCCAAAACGUUCACCGAGUCUCUCGUCUCUCACAUCGGUAUCAAGUACCAGUAGUUUGGCUACCGAGGCAUCCUUAGAGGGUGAUUUCCCAAUUAACAUUCCUCAUCAUGGCGUAAGAGAUGCCGCAUUAUUUCCUGGAUACGAAGUUGCCGGUGUCAUCGAGUCUCUUGGUUCUGACGUUAACGAGGAUUGCGAAUACGCUCUUGGAGAUCGCGUUAUUCUUUAUCCGUACGAAGGAAUACCAAACGGAUACGUCGAAUAUUUGGUUGUACAUGAUCUUAAAUAUCUUAUAAAGAUACCCGACAAUAUGUCAUUGAGCGUAGCAGCUAUGUUACCAGCCGGUGCACUACUUGCUAUGAACACCGUAUUUUCUGCACACGAGCAUGUACAGAAUCUUUUGAAGGAAAGAGACGAGAAAACUGUAUGCAAGAUAUUGAUCGUUGGCACAGGUGGAUUAGCACUUUGGGCAUUGAGAAUUGCGGCUUAUCACUUCAGUGAUAUAAAGGAUAGAGUGACCAUAACAAUCGCAACACUUAAAGAUGAUGGUCUCAUAAUGGCACAGGAAUUUCAACGUUUGAACUUUGCUUACAGCGUUAACGUUGUACAAUGGAACGAAGAUCUGUAUGAGAAACAGCUGAUCGAACGGACGAUGGACGCUUGUCAAGGUCAGGUUGACGUUGUAAUUGACUUUGGAACUACGUCCCGUAGUCUACAUCGUAGCAUCCAAUGUUUGAGCAAAGGCGGAGUCGUAUUCGUGAUAAAGGAAGUAGCUGAUCGUCUUUUACCAAAGUUUAGUAGACGUGCCGAAGAAAGACAACAAAGUAUAAAGUCGGUUGAACCAGGUACAUUGGAACAACUCCGUGAACUGGUUCAAUUGGUUGCAUCGAACGAAAUCGAACCACCACCACAUACGGUAUAUCCUGCCGAGGAAGCACUCGACGUCGUUCACAAGCUUUGUCAUUCCAUGAUUCAAGGUCGUGCGAUUCUUCGUUUCUAUCCAGCUGAUUAAAAGAGAAAAAAGAAGAAGAGAAAGAGAAAUUUCAUCUGUCAGUCUGUCUGACUAUUUAUCUCUGUCUCUCUUUUGUUCUCGAUUAGCCAUGUCCAAGAGACUCUUCUUUCAUGGAUUCAACAAGAACUCGAAAAUAUCUAUCGAGUUUUUCUCUCUUUCUCUCGUUUUCUUUCUUUCUUUCUUUCUCCUUAAUUUCGCUCAAACAUAUAACCGAAGAUAUCAUGAGAAAAAUUGUGACAAGGGAAUAUAAUUAUCUGGGGAAAGAGAAGUUUCGAUAAAUUUAAAUAGGAUUUAUUUUCCUAUCUCGUUAGGAUCGAAUUAGAAUUUUUUUUCAAGGAUCAUAGAAAGAGAGAGAGAGAAAGUUUCUAAAUUAACGAUUUGAUUUUUGUUUGUUUAAUGUGAUGUAUGAAUGAUUUUUGUUUUGCGAGUGUAUGAAAGGGAGAGAAAGAGACGUGGGUGUGUGUGUGUGUGUGUGUGUGUGUGUGUAUCUAUAUACUUAUAUUUACAUGUGUACUCCUACCGACGAUCUCUCACGAUUACAUAUAUUUUGAAUCUAAUUUCUAUCAACUCGUCGUUAAAACAUUAUCGUAGAAAAAAUUUCACUUCCCUUUUUUUUUUUUAAUGGCAUCUCGAACGAAUUCAAGAACGUCAAUGAACAUAGUUGAAACUUUAUACUAUAAUUAUAAUUACGAUAUAUAUUUAUAAUAUAACGAUAGCUCGCGGCAGAGAUACACGAGAGAAAGAGAGAAAGAAAGAGAAAACAAAAGUGAGAAAUCGAGAAAAUCGAAUGAUAGAUUAAUAAGAAAGAAUGAAUGAAUGAG